Megalopta genalis is the source of this 4469-nucleotide messenger RNA. RefSeq lists its product as uncharacterized. The record is from RefSeq and is a predicted model, not a curated record. NCBI's taxonomy places the organism in Eukaryota, Metazoa, Arthropoda, Insecta, Hymenoptera, Halictidae.
CGCGUUCACGGCGAGAAUCGGACCAGCGCCGCGCAGCGGUUGGUCGAGACGUCGGAAGUACCGCGAGGUUAUCGAUUCUCGGCAGAGAUACCGUAACGUAAUAAUAUCCGAUUCUAAUAGCGGCCGGCAAUGCGAAAAUUAUAGCGCGCGACGGCGGACCCGCGUCUCGGCUCGUCUCUUCUGGUCUCGUCUCUAUCCUUGAUGAAAACGCGUGUUCCGCGGAGCUUACGUAAAGCUCCGCGCAGUUCGUGAUACAAAGAGGCUUCCCGAGCUUUCGAUGACACGGACGGGGGACUCGAUUAUUCCAGCGAGCUCGAAACUCGACGGACUCGAUCCAACUAGAAGCGGAUAAUGGUAUAAAAUUGUAACUAAACAUCGUGUCGAUUGGUUGCAAUAUUCCAUGGGGGCGUAUCGCGUUAAACCGAUGAAACCGAUGAAACCGAUGAAACCGAUGGAACCGAUUAAACCGAUUAAACCGAUUAAACGGGAACGAAAUGAUUUCGAUGACCGAGCUCUGUCCGUUGCGUCGGAAAUAUCUUGACCGUUUGAAACUCGUGGGCGAUCGGUUCGCGUCCUUCGUCCUGUGACGCGAAAGAAAGCAUUCGUUUUUCCACGAACGAAAUACGCUGAAUUUUUAAUCGAACGCGUUGCUUCAACCGCGUUGUCCGCGUUUAUUUUUGCCGGGAACUCGUCGAUAAAUUCUCCCGUAACAUCGGCGGUUCUUCCUCGUUGUCGGCAACGCGAGAUCCGAUCGUUUCUUUCGGACACGCGUCGUUCGAGGAUUUCGACGUUGGAAAAGCCAGCGACAGUUUCGGUGCCGUAGAGUCCUGUCGGUGGAUUUCUCUUGAAAAAAUGCUUCGAGAACGGAUAAACGCUGCUUCGAAAUGUACUCUCGCGCGCGUUUUUCUUUCAAAAAUUCUGCAAAUUUCUCUCGCGUUCCGCAAGGAAUGGGAACGCGAUGAAAUAUCGUGCUCGCGAAAACGGUCGCGAGCGAGCGCGAAGCGACGAGAUCGGUCCAAGGGCAGGAUCCGACUACCGACGCGAGACGAUAAGGGGGCGAGAUGGAAGCGAUUUCGAUGAUCUACGCGGUACGUUACGCGGGAUCGAUCGCGAUCGACUGAUCGGACAAGAACGGGUACGUCGCGAUCCAUCCUCUGGACUCACGAUUCAAGACUCUAGGCCCUGGAGAAUACGCGUCUCCUCGACGGCCUCGAAAUGCCAGGGUGCGCGGCGGUGCAGAAUCGUGCGCUCGUAAUCGUCGGGUACCGGUAUACGCGGCUUACGAUGUUACGAAUCAUCCGUACAACGCGUCCCGUCGCCUGGGCCGACACGAUUUUUCCUUUCUCCGCGAUUCGAUCCGUGCACGGUGCGCGAACGAUGGAUCGAUUCGUCGUAUUUCCGCUCGAAACGGUUCAAAGUUUUAUGGGAAGUCUUUCGAGGCGAUCGAUCUACUUCGCCGUGCUGGCGCUAACCACCGGCAACGUGCUCCAGGGGGAGAGCCAGUAUCUGAGGGGAAAUCGUUCGUUGCCGGAAUCCGACAGCUUUCUAGAGUCGGACACCAUGUCCCCUACAACCAUGAGGAUCAACGUGGCCCUGCUACUGUGCUCGUGUUGCGGCGUCGUUUGCAGCAUCAUGCUCCUCUACGGUCUCUUCAAGUCUACCUUCGACCCGGCGAAAGUGAUGCUGUUCACGCUGAACUUCUUUCUUCUAUGCCUGAACAUAUAUUCGCUGUUGUGCGUCGUCUCCCAGUAUCAAGAAUAUAUGGCCGGUCGAGGGACCGCCGCGCACGACUACGAAUACCGGGUCAGUAUUUUGAGAGUCUCUCGCGAUCGGCCGAAACAGCAACGGGAUAAAGGACGAAAAGUUCCAGCGGUGAGGUACGCGACGCAGCCGACGACGACCACCGCCACGUCUUGCUUGAGCUCCCGACGAACGCCGACCAACAACGAGACCAAAACGACGGCGACACCGACGCAGAGUCCUACGGCGGGUCGGAACGCUUCGGAGAAAAGUCCGGUGACGGGGAGACCGGCUAGGAAGCACGUCCAAUUUCCGGACACGGCCUUCGAGGAACAGAAAGUGAAAUCCGAGAGCUCGACCACGAUCUUGAUAUCGAAGAAGGACUCGGAGGCCGUCGAUCCGACGCCGUCGUCCCCGAUGCGGCUCGAGGACCAACCGACGAUCGACCAGUCCCAGAGAAACAGUCUGAUCCGUCACACCUGAAUCCGACUCCGGCAUCGACGACGGAGUCGUCCCGUAACCUCGUCGACGAUCUCGUUUCGCCGAGGCGCGAAGGCUCCGUCCGGUCGAUCGCGUCGCCGAUGGAUCGUCGAUUCUCGCAGGUCGUAAGGCUGUUGCACCUGCGCGUGCGCGUGCACGAGCGAUCGGAACUGGCCGUCGAACGGAUCAUCGACCCUUUCGAAUCGACCGAGCGCGUCGAGUUGUCGAAGGAGAGAGAGAGAGAGAGAGAGAGAGAGAGAGAGAGAGAGAGAGAGAGAGACGAUCGAUCCGGAUCGAGAUUCUACCCUCGGGCCAGCGUCUUCCACAAUCUCCGAAAGGUUUUCCCAAGUCGGCGAUGGAAACGUCGAAUACAUCCGACACGGUUGAUCGACGGUACGAACAUCGUGGCACCCACCUUCCUUUGUCGUUGCAUCCUUUGUCUCUGUAGAAACGAACGCUGAUCCCAAUGCGACGCUUCCCUUUCCGCAUCAUAUUUUUUGCAUAGGAAGGUAAUUCGAUGUAUGUAAAAUAGAUGGGAAAUACUAAAAUAGCGGCGCGAAUCGCGUGCUUUUCGGUAAAGCGUAAUAUUUUCUGCUCCGCUUCGCUUCGCUUUGUCACGGUUCUUGAGGAUAAGCAACGCUAGAUCGAUUCGGUUUUGCUACCAGAUUCCAGAUAAUCGCUAACGGUUUUCGAAGAUCGCCGCGAUCGCUGCCUUUGCCGUCGAUCGCUAGACUUUUGUUGCCGCGCAUCGCGCUCGCCUACCGAAUACGUAGCAACCGCCGAACAAAUCGAUACCACGAAACGUUCCAUCGACGGAAAAUCGGCGGGAAACGCGACGCGGCGUCGCGCAAAAUAGUCCCGUCCGAAAAAUAGUCGGAAGAAGCGUCCGAAGACGAGCGAAGGUAGGUGGACGUCGAAGCGACGGGAGAAGACGUCCGCGCGAAGAAGAAUUCGUGGACGGCAUGGGGACCGUCGUUCGACGGCGCGUCCGUGUCGCGUUCGAAAGGACAGCCGGAAACGUUGAGACGGAUCGAUGCGCCGAUCGAACGAAGACGUUUUCGUUUGCUCGCCGCUCGAUCCGAUAUCGACGGAUCGGUGACGCGCGCGACGCGACGCUUUCGCAUUUCGCAUUUCGUGGUAUCGAAAACCGAUGUCUCCGUUCUCCGUUCUCCGUUCUCCGUUCUUCGUUAUUUGGACCAAGCUAAGCGCCGAUCGAAGGACCACUUACCGUUAAAAGUAAUUCUAUUCGUUUCUACUCGAAACCGGCUCGGCUCGGUUCCCCGAGCGACGCGAACGCCUCGUCCCGUUGGUUUUGGGACCCUGUACAGUUUCUUCGCGAGCUCGCUUCCGUUGGAAAUUCCGAACCGAUCGAAUUCGUUUCGACGAAACGCGUUCGCACCGAAAUGGCAUCGCCGAAAACGAAGAUUUUAACGAGAUAUCCGUUAGGUUUCAACGGUGAUUCGUUCCGUCCUUCUACCUUGAAAACGCGCGGCAAGUCGGGGGCCCGCGUUUUCGUAUUUAUUCGCGUCGCUCGGGAACGAGACGAAGCGACGCGAUCGUUGCCCGUCGUUGCCGGAUAGGAGGAACUCGUCGUUGGGAGGUCGAGUGAUCCGACGCGGAAGCGAUCCGUCUACCGUCUACCGAGACUUCGAGGCGAGCGGCUCGUUUCCGCGAACCACGCGAACGAGCGGCCACGACACGGCCCCGAAAUCGUGUUCGCGCGUGCCCCUACGAUCCUAGGAAUAACCUCGCACCACCGCUCUUCCGUGGAAAUACUUGCGCGAAAGUACUAGUUUCCGUUUCCGUUCCCGUCGACGACGAGCCGCCGUUGCGCGCAGUCAGAGAAUUUUUCCGACAGCGAGCAACCGGUCGAGCGCGAGUCGAGCAACGAAAGUCGUCGCCGUUCGUUUCUUUUUUUUACCGGGUGGAUAGCUCCGGAUUCCGAAGCUAACCCCGACGGAGCGAACCUACAUCCGUGGCCGACGACCGAGAUCUCGCCGACCGACGCGACGGGUGCGAUCGUCGAUCGCGAUUUUCGCAUCGAACGCGAACCGAGCAAACGCGCGUUUCUCAACUUUGGCGAACGCCGAUUCGUUUUUUCUUUUUUCGUAUUCUCGUCCGACGAUAGCGUGCGCGUUAUCGUAAAUUCGAACGUGUUACCGAUACCUGUUUGUAUAGGAUCCCGAAGAGAAGUUUUAAAAGGCUGUUUAAAAGUUUUCAAUAAAUAAUUUAUGUGGUUUUCUAGCCGA